UGGUAUCACUACUAUACAAAGUGUUAACAUCUAGUAGUGAAAGUUUUCCAUUCGUCGUGGAAAAAUCAUCAAUCAAACCAUUGUUGGUGCUAGCCUCUUCUAGAGUGAGAGGAUAUAACCACAUUGAACAGAAGAAGAAGAAUCAAACCAUUGACAUCAUUUACGAAGGGUCAUUCGUCGCUGAAGUUACACGGUUCUGCUCAAUAAAGAUUCCCCACAAUCUUGAGUAAAGGCGAAUUUUGACGUGCGAGUCUCAUUAUCAAAUUUGAACGAGUGAUGGAGGAGUGGUACCAUUUCCGUGUUCCGGAUCAGCAAAAUACGUACAGAGAAUGGCGUCAAAUAGCAAGUUUGCCAUUGAAAGAUCGCAAUAAUGUUACUAUUUGGGUGCGUUUAGGCUCUUCUGCGAAUGAUCCGUCAAGAAGAAAAUUGAGCUUAUCAAUUCGAAAAGCCGUUACCGUCGAAAUUAUGGCUGAUAUAUCUAUUGUAAUUCCCUGCACCGCUUCUAUUAGCUUUGAUGAUAUAACAAUUGAAAAGGAAUCAUUCCGUUGGACGGAUGCUUGCGACUUCGAAGAUCUAGAAAUUAGACGCGACCUUUCAUUUGUUGCAACUUGCAAGAUCAAGUACAUUGAUGCAAUAGCAACCCCAGCGUUACCAUCAUCUUCGACAUCUUUUUCCAAUAACGAGUUUCAACCCUUCCUACUACAAUCAACAUUUAGUGAUGCCAGAAUCAUCAUUAGUGGAGAAGAAUUGCCUGUGCAUAAAGUCAUUCUCGCGGCGCAUAGUCCGGUAUUUUUAAGUAUGUUCGAGAGUGAAAUGAAAGAAGGAACGAAUAAUGAAGUCGUGAUUUCAGAUGUCAAACUUGAUGUCAUGAAAAAUGUUUUAUCAUAUCUGUAUACUGGUAGCGAUCAAGCUCUGAACGACGUGGAUAUGGCUAUGAAAAUGUUGAUUGUUGCCGAGAAAUAUAACAUGGAGAAAUUGAAGACCUUGUGUGAACGGAAAUUGUUCCGGCAUCUGACAAUAUCUAAUGCAUUACAAAUGCUUAAUUUUGCGACUAUACAUAAUGCUCAAAACCUGGUGGAAAAAGUUUGGACUUUUGUUCUAAAACAUAAAGAAAAAGUAGUGCUGGAACCGUAUUUGGAAACAUUGUGCUUGGAAAACCCGGGACUCAUGUGUCUUUUCACUAAAGCUGCUAUUAAUGGAUAGAAUCACAGUACUCUGAAUGGGUCUUGGAGCUGAAUGUAACGUAACAUGUGAGAUUUCUCUCUUCGAGAUAUUUGCGAAGGAGUAUGUGAAUUUUUCAUUUUCUGAUAUCAUUUUUGAACAUAUGAAAAAAAUUAUACCGUUUAUGGUAGGCUAUUUUUUCAGUUUGAAGUUAUUAGUGACAGAUUGAUUUCACGAUGCAAGGGAAAGAAGUUUAUGUAAUGACUCCGAAAAUGAAAAUUGGAAUUUCUGUGAUUUAUUUACGUUCCAUGACCGCUAAAAUCAUCUUGAUACGUUUUAGAGGACAUGUUCGUAUGCGUGUGAAUAUGUACGUAUGUGGUAAGAUAUUAUCCAAUGAUAUCGCCUAGACAAAUGGAGCGAUUUUUACAAUCGAUACAUCUUUAUAUAACUUACCACUGGUUAUUUUGUAAAUACCAUUGCCUCUGCAACAUGAUACUUGUGAAAAGAUCUUGAUUUUUCUUUGUGGAAUCAACGAUGUUACCUGGAAAAAUGUCAAGGUAUCUUUAUAUAACUUGAGUCUGAUUAAGCAUAGAGUUGUCCAGUUAUUUGGAGGAAAUUUUGAGGGCUUACCAUUUUUUUCAUAAACAGGAAUGAAGGAAUUGUCCAGGAAGUUGUUGUUGAACUGUAAUGGAUCAUACCUUCGACCCAUCCUUUGACCAACGCGAGUGCCAACAGAACACCCCAAAGUCAAUAUAUUUUGAAUUUCUGUUCGAAUUUUUUUCUUGAGAUGUUUUCUAUUAGAAUUAUUAUUGGGAACAAAUUUUCUGAGCUUUUUCCACUGGAUUUUGUUGUUUUAUAUUACCAAAUCCGAGUGGAAAAAACUUGUUUUAUGUACAGUUGUUCCCUUAGACUUUUCAUAAUUCUAUACACAGCCAUAGAUUAGAUUUAGUCAUAUAUUAUUUCAGUAUGGAAGUAUGAACAAUUCAAAUUAACAUAUCUUAUUAAACAUUGAAUUAUCUCCAUAAUGAGUGCUUUUAAAGGAAAAAAUCAAAAUCACUUUUUUAAGAAAAUGAAAUUUCUCACAAGAAAUAAUACUGAUAAUACUAAUAAUAAUAAUACUCUUCAAGUUACUCAUUGGUGAGAUCUCAUCCGUAAUCAUCUCAGCCCCCUCAAUAUUCUCAGUAGUGUCCUCCAUGCUCAUAAUAACGUCAGCAGCCUCCGAAGCCUCCCUGGAGGUCUCCUCGUACUCCUGCUGGUACUCCUGCGCAUACUUCCCUUCAAUCUCUUGAGCCUCAAACUUGACAAUCUGCUCUCCAGUAUCAAACUCCUCGCCCUCCUCGAACUCCUCCUCACCAAGUUCUCCCUCGAUCUCAUACUGCUCCUGAUCCAUCUCCAGUUCAAUCUCCUGCUCCUGCUCUUCCGAAGUGUCUUCCUCCCCCUCGGCCUCCCUCACGCCCUUCUUCUCAUUACUCCCACACAAAAGAUAUAUUUAAAUUAUAAAUAAUGAUGAAACUAAUUUUCAUCAUCCUCCCUCCGCCCCACGGGUUCUUCCUCACUGCUGGCUUCAUCAGUUUCCUGCCUUUCUUCUUCACUAUCCUCAUCGUCGAUGGGGAACUCCCCCCGUUGCUUAUACUUUUUUCGGAUAUCAUGAAAUGUCUCCCCACACCAUGUUGAAACCGACAAACGCCAUGUGCUGGGGCAAUUACGCCGACUUAGUGGUUGCAACUCCAAGGAUUGGACCAAAAGACCUGAAAUAAUAAAAAGCAGAUCAAAAUUAUUGCGAUAUCGCGACAAAUGUUUAUAUCAAAUCAACUCUCAAUCCAAAGGUGAAUCCAGAAUUUAGAUAACAUUGGUCGGUGUACCCGAGGGCUCCCUCUCCCUGGCUGGUAAAAUGGCCCUCGAAUCACCUUUAUAAUGGCCGGAAAGACCCAUUCUUAUUUACUAAACUUAUUUAAUCAUGAAGCAGUCAACUCUCGGAUUUACACUAAACCUAGUUCAUCCUAGAGUUAUCCAUUUCACUGUUAAAUGAACUGUACUGUAUUUCUUCAAGCGAGGGUCGAAUGGUGGGGACUUCGAAAUAUUGUGACCGUGAUUCAAGAACCGGCUUACUGGCCAAGGGGAUACCUAUUGUCCGCUAAAGAACAUUAUCGGAACACUGACUGACUCUCUGAAAAAUUCUACUAAAAAUUGGUUUAGUUGAUCUUUGAAUACUCACCUCUGAUCCGCUCCAGCUCCUCUGGUUGCACUCGCACACUGCCCUCGGGUGCAUUCCUAGGCAACCGGACGUACCUUUUAAGGCGUUCUGCCGGCGUCCAUAUCCCCCUCACCACCCUCUUGCAACGUUGUUUUAUCGUUGCUGCUCGCAAGAUGCUCGCAACAACUCUUCUAGGAAGCCCCCAAUCGUCAUCUACCUGAUCCUCCUCCACAUCCGGAUCCCUACGUGAGUGAUCAGGCUGUGGUGGUACUGCCCCUCGAUCAGGUCCUUCUUGGAUCUCCCUGAUCCUUUGCCAGUUAGCCUCAACAGCUCUGUUGACGCUAGCCUCAACAGUUCUGCUGAUGUUUUCCGCAACAGCCCUGUUGAUGUUAGCCUCCACAGCUCUGUUGAUACUAGCCUCGACAGUCCGACUGAUACUAGCCUCAACAGUCCUAUUGACGCUAGCCUCAACAGCUCUGUUGAUACUAGCCUCCAUAGCCCUGUUGAAGUUAGCCUCCACAGCCCUGUUGAUACUAGCCUCGACAGUCCUAUUGACGCUAGCCUCAACAGCUCUGUUGAUACUAGCCUCCAUAGCCCUGUUGAAGUUAGCCUCCACAGCCCUGUUGAUACUAGCCUCGACAGUCCUAUUGACGCUAGCCUCAACAGCUCUGUUGAUACUAGCCUCCAUAGCCCUGUUGAAGUUAGCCUCCACAGCCCUGUUGAUACUAGCCUCGACAGUCCUAUUGACGCUAGCCUCAACAGCUCUGUUGAUACUAGCCUCCAUAGCCCUGUUGACGUUAGCCUCCACAGCUCUGUUGACAUUAGCCUCGACAGUCCGGAUGAUAGUAGCCUCAACAGUCCUAUUGAUGCUAGCCUCAAGCGCCUUGAAACUAGCCUCCAUAGCCCUGUUGACGCUAACUUCCACGGCUCUACUGACACUAGCCUCAACAAUUUUGCUGAGGUUAGCCUCAAUAGCUGUGUUAACACUAGCCUCAACAGGCUGUGUAAUAUCGUCGCUAGUGAAGCUGCUCUUAGUUGGCUGCACUCCACUAGUCGACGCAGUCGGCAUUUGGCAGGGAAGGAGAUGCUCCUAUUCAUUUUCAAACAAAUAAAAUGAUGUUGAAAAAAUUUCAUAGAAAAACUUUCGCAAGUUUGAUUGCAUUUCAUUGGACUUCUACUCGGCUUCUAUUAAAUCUUAUAAUUCAUAAUUCCAAAGCUCUACUUCGCGUUUUGUUUUAUAUAGAAAAUGUCCAAUAGAGAUUAUGCCAUAUACAAAAUCAAUAGAAUUUGAUACGUUUUCUACAGGAAUAAUACAUUGGAUAAUAUUAGAAACUGCAGUGAAUAUAUCUAAUAAAUAUGAGAAGUUGUAGUGAUGGCGAGAUGCAAUUGCUACUUACCUCUGUUUUCUUCAUUCCUCCAGCGCGUUUAGAAGGAUCCAAAGAGAUCUUUGGCACAGGGGCAUCGUUUCCUUGGAUCCAUUUUUCGGCUGUGUUGUUCGCUAUACAACCUGGGGUUGGGGGGAAAAUGUCCGCAUGGAAUUGGUGAUACGUCUGCAAUGGGAGAAUGAAGGGAAUUAAUGUAAGAAUCCAUUGAAUAAUGAAGGGCAUUGUUCAAACAAACAACUCAAACUUUGAAAUUACGUCAAAUUGAUUCAAAAGAGAGUAAGUUGAACCGAAUCGUCUUAAAUAACCGGUAUUUUCUGACUAAAUUUUCAUACGGAAGUCUGAGAAAAUGAAUUGAUAAUGAAAAAGAGUUGUCCGGUGGCUUGGCGCAAUCGAUAAGUUCGUUGCCUCAUAUGCGAAAGGUUGAGUUCAAAUCCCGGCCGGGUAGAAUGGUGCGAACUAACCAUUUAAAGUUUUGAUCAUUAUCGCAGUAUUACCUAACCGGGUCGAAGCGAUGUAAAAUAACGAUAAAAAAAAUGAAAAAGAGUUAUUGACGAUCAGAAAUCUCUCUCUUGAAUAAUUUAAGAGAAGUAAAAUCGAUGAAUGUUCAAUUAGAAGAUGAUUAUUUCAUACCUUUCUCAGCACUUGAUAGGUGAUAGGGAUCACCAUAUUUGAGGUCAAUUGUAAAAUGCGAUUGACCUCACCGCGCAUCACAUCAAGUGCGAGUUUCGGAACCAAGGAGACACUUAUCGACUGAUUGCCUGUGUGGUGUAUGCCCUCGAUCAAGAACGGAUCUGUUUCGGCUACCACCAUGGAGCGAACGGUGACAUCUCCCUUGCCAGCAAGAAACAACAUAGAGGUAUCUGGGUCAAACAACGGUAUUAGAACCCCAGGGCUCGCCUCUAGCUCUAAACUAUAGGUGGGAUAGGUAAAGUUUCUCACGUCCCUUAUGUAUAUUUGACGCAUGCUCUCAUUGUUGAAGCCAGUCGUGAGGAUGCUGUAAGUACUGCCCAGCCAGACAAUGCGGGAGUCUUUAGGAUUUGGAUGGCUUGAACAGGAAUUCACUACUGGCUGCGGCACUCGUACGUCAAAAAUACGGACGCACCUGUCCCUGCUCGAGGUGGCUACGAGGGACCCAUCAGUCUUCCAGCUAAAUGACUGAACCAGUUUACUAUGUUCGUCAUUUGCUGUAAAACAGAUAAUAUUUGAUUCACCAUACUCGAUUCAAUAUUAAAUUAUAAAUUUUCUUCAUUUAUUUACUGAAUAGAAUACAGUUUCAGUCCCUUCAAUACGGCGUACAUGUCAUAUAUACCCGAGCGAAAAAGCAUAACACUUAAAAUGCCAUGGGAGGGGGUGUAACGCCACGCUACAUACACAUUUAUACAUUAGUACGCGGACACGACAACGUGCGUAGUUGAGACGAUAGGACAUCAGUGACAUCAUCACUCCCUGUCACGUGCGAAUAAAAUGUAUACUUCUCUCUCGCACCUGUUGUAACGCGUAUCCGAAUUCUCGCCGUUUGCGAAUAUUAUAUUCAGUCUGGCGCUAACCGCCUAUUACUCUACAAGUCAACCACCUGACUUGCUCUCUACUUUUGUAUAUAUAUUUCUAGACGUGAUUGAAUAAACGACAAUUAAGCCAACUAA
This is a messenger RNA of Diachasma alloeum, 6383 nucleotides long. Its product is annotated as TD and POZ domain-containing protein 3. Gene Ontology annotation, biological process: regulation of proteolysis; proteasome-mediated ubiquitin-dependent protein catabolic process. The coding region runs from base 277 to 1203 and encodes 308 amino acids. The record is from RefSeq and is a predicted model, not a curated record. Gene Ontology annotation, cellular component: cytoplasm. NCBI's taxonomy places the organism in Eukaryota, Metazoa, Arthropoda, Insecta, Hymenoptera, Braconidae. The transcript is spliced from 2 exons. Gene Ontology annotation, molecular function: ubiquitin protein ligase binding.